CAUGUUCCCAUUCACCCAAUCAUCGAAAUUCGAAUCUGUGCCGUGGUCACAGGCCAUAUAAUUCCUGUGGACAUCAUAACUGUGCAGACACAUGUAAUAAUCACGGAAUCCGCGAAAUAAACUGCCACACAAUACCAUACAAUAAAUGUAACAGUCAGUACAUCAGUGCCAUACCACGCAGUGAGUCAUGCAACUCGAACUGUGGUCACAUAUGCCACGCAUCAGGGACUUGCACGCCUACGCCAUCAGAAUCAUGCAACUGUAGUGCCGUCUCCAGUCCAUGCAGGUCAUCGACUUACGCCAGUCUGCAACACACUUGUAGAAGUCCCAGUCCUUACCAGGAUGCAGAUGGAUUCGAGUCCCAGUACCACACACCCGUUGGGUCGCCGCGUCCAGUCAAAUCUAUCCGACCCGCCCGAGUUACUGAGAACAAGGACGGGCGGAUCAACUAUUAUCCUAACUGUGAUCCUACAAUCUUGGCUCCGAUCGUGCGAGAAGGAGAUCCUCCAGCCUCUCUCUGGAACCAAAUCAGGUGUUAUCCCCACGUGGCUCAAGGGGUGUCUGAUCAGGAAUGGGCCAGGCAGGAUCAAGGUCGGGGAACAGCAGUACAACCACGUGUUCGACGGCUCGGCUUUGCUUCACAGAUUCCACUUCCACAAGGGCGAAAUCACCUAUCAGAACAAAUUCCUCGAGAGCCGGAGUUACCUGCGAGAUACAAAAGCCCAGAGGAUUGUGGUCAACUACUUCGGCACGAGAGCUCAUCCUGAUCCUUGCAAGACUAUCCUUCAGAACGUGGCGAGUAAAUUCAGCUUCGAGGAACACUUCACAGACAACGCCCAGAUCAGUCUCUACCCAUACGGCGAUGGUCUCUACGCCCUCACCGAGACGCCCUUCAUCUUCCGCGUGGAUCCUGAGACUCUUAACACCCACGAGAAGGUCAACCUAACGCACCACAUCGCAGUCUUGACUCAUACGGCGCAUCCUCACGUGGACAGGGACGGCACCGUGUAUAACAUCGGCCAAGGUGUAGGACCUUUGGGACCAAAAUAUCACGUGUGCAAAUUUCCGAAACCAAAGGCCGAUCGCAAAGGGAAGGUUAAGAGCCCCUUUGACCAAGCGCACAUCGUCGGGUCUGUGAACGCGAGGUGGAGGUUAAACCCGUGUUACAUGCACUCGUUUGCCAUGACCCCUAAUUACUGGGUGAUAAUUGAACAGCCGAUGGUCGUGUCCGUGUCCAAGAUUAUCAAGGUCAUACUCAAGCAGGACGCCCUUAUUGAUGCCCUGCAGUGGUGGGAAAAGGAGACCAAGAUCCACGUUUUGCGUCGAGACACGGGCGAAGUGACGACGACCCAAUACGUCACGGAAACGUUUUUCUUCCUGCAUACCAUUAACGCUUACGAAGACCACGGUCACAUUGUACUCGACAUCGCUGCUUACAAAAACGCCGACAUGCUCAACUGUAUGUUCGUGGAGGCCCUGAAGAACGCCGCCUACGACCCAACAUACGCCCAGAUGUUCCGCGGGCGUCCCAAGCGAUGGGUAUUGCCCCUGAACCCUGACAAGGAUGCCAAACCUGGUGCCAACCUCGUCACGCUGCCCAACACCAACUGCCGAGGACGGUGGGCGAAGAAGAACGUUGUUUACAUCACGCCUGAGCUGCUUUCUGACAUCGGUUGCGAGGUGCCGAGAAUAUACUAUGAGGAGUACAACGGACGUCCUUAUCGGUAUUUCUACUCGAUCUGUAGCGACGUGGAUCACCCCAGUCCCGGCACACUGGUGAAGGUAGACGUGGUUAACAAGACACAUGUAGAGUGGAGUGAAGACAACGUGUAUCCAUCUGAGCCGAUUUUCGUCCCACAUCCUGAAGCGAAGCGCGAGGAUGACGGUGUUGUCUUAGCAGCCUUUAUUAAGAGCAAGGGACUGGACGACCAAGUGUGCAUGUUGGUCCUAGACGCCACCACCUUCACGGAGCUUGGGCGAGUGGAAUUCGUGGCGUCGGGUCCUGUGCCUAAGUGCCUACACGGGUGGUUCGUGCAGGACGGCACCCUCAGAGUCCAUAAGGAUACGAAUGGCUCUCAUGAUGAUGACGCAGAUCCUCAGAUAUAGGAUGCCGGCAAAGGAAAGACUGUUAUAAGAAGCCAUGACGUUAGAAAGACGACGUUUUCGUCAUGGUUAUGACGUGGAUAAAAGCGCAGGAAAAAUGACAGAAGGAGUCAAGGACACGAAGAUGCAAGGCGGAAGGUUUGUGAAUGCAGAUUUCCUCGCAAUGUUCAAGUGGAAGGGACACGUGUCCAUAAAGUAAUGUAUACACAUUCCACUUCUGAAUGUCUUUUGUAACUUUGUGUAUAAAAUAACGGAUUGCUUAGCAUCCUUAUACACAUCCUCAUGUAGGUAGAUUAUGAAUACCAAUGAUAUAUAUAUAUAUA
Molecule: messenger RNA, 2426 nt
Organism: Penaeus monodon (black tiger shrimp)
Lineage: Eukaryota; Metazoa; Arthropoda; Malacostraca; Decapoda; Penaeidae
Product: carotenoid isomerooxygenase-like
Biological process (GO): retinal metabolic process; carotene catabolic process
Molecular function (GO): carotenoid dioxygenase activity; beta-carotene 15,15'-dioxygenase activity
Source: RefSeq, a predicted model, not a curated record